Oncorhynchus kisutch (coho salmon) is the source of this 2220-nucleotide messenger RNA. Its product is annotated as leucine-rich repeat-containing protein 20. Gene Ontology annotation, molecular function: protein binding. Lineage: Eukaryota; Metazoa; Chordata; Actinopteri; Salmoniformes; Salmonidae. The record is from RefSeq and is a predicted model, not a curated record. Gene Ontology annotation, cellular component: cytoplasm. Bases 342 to 869 code for a protein of 175 amino acids. The transcript is spliced from 5 exons.
UCUCGUCAACACGGUAGCUUGUACUGUAGAAGCAAUAUAACUAUUGAUGGCAACAAGAGGCUAAAAUAGUGUCUUUAAACUCAAAUUGCGCACAAAAACAAACCAUUUUGAAGUAUUGGACUGAUUUUAACAAUAAUGUCAGAACAGGUCAUCUGAAAAGUACAUCGAUCGACUUUAGCCCAGUGUAUCCUCUCUGGUUAAAAAUAGUCUCUCGCCAAAUUUGACGGUGGUUAUUUGAAAAUGAAUGGAUUUGAUUGGACGGAGCCUUGAACUGACUUGCUAACAUUUUCAGCUGUCAACCACAGUUAAAGUUUAAGGGUGAGAUUCGUAGACCUAGUAUAAUGGCAGAGGCUGUGGCCAAUGUUGCCCGGAGGGUCAAUGCAACCGUGGAGGAAGAGAAAGAUACUCUGGAUCUGUCAAACUGCAAACUGAUCAGUUUCCCAGAUGGCGUAUUCAGGGUCCUCAACAGCGUUGCAGAGAAGAUACACAUCGUCACGUUGGCUGACAAUGAGAUGAAGGGAGUUACUAGCAAAUUUUUCAAAAUCUUCGCUCAAUUGAGAGAACUGGACUUGCACGGCAAUGUGAUCACUAAACUGCCAGAUGUAGUUGGCGAGCUGGAACAUCUGACCAGUAUCAACUUGGCCAACAACAAGUUGUCUGUCUUCCCCGAGAGACUGACGGAGAUCCAGUCACUGGAAAGAAUCAACCUGGAAGGGAAUGACAUCACUGACGUCCCCAUGGAAAAGUUGCAGGCCAUGCCAGCUCUGAAGUGUAUCAACCUGAAGUCAAAUCCUUUGGACAACAACUUGUUAACUGCCAUUCAACAAUUUCCUCAAACAUUUGAAAUUCAAACUACAAAAGACAACUAAGACCUUGUCUUCUUCUAAGAUGGACAGUUUAUCCACACCUAGAGACAAUGAGGAUUGCAUGCUGUGCCUUCAGACUUUUUCAAUAGUACAAUUAGAGAUUCAGAGAUUCAAUUGUUUGGCCUGUAUUUCAUUACAUUUUUUUCCCCCAUCAUGUUUGCUGUAAUGGACCUAUCAAACUUGAGGCCUCUCCAGACCAGGACAUGUGAGCGACUACUAUAGUUGCUGCCAGUACAGAAAGUCCAUUUGAGUUGGGCACAGUUCAGAGAUGACUAGAUGUUGCUGUUUACACUUUUGCGGUAGCCUUUCCAGAGUGCACCAAGAGCUACACCUAGUACAUAGUCCUUAUUAACAAUGGGCUGUUUUCAUCAUCAAAGGAAUGGCAAUUAAGUGCUGCGUCUUUUAAAAAAUUAUGUAUCUUCAACCUAUCAUCAUAACUGGAGAGAUGCUGUCCCUCCUGGUGUAGAGGACAACUAAAUCAAUCCUACUUGGAGAGAUGCUGUCCCUCCUUGUGUAGAGGACAACUAAAUCAAUCCUACUUGGAGAGAUGCUGUCCCUCCUGGUGUAGAGGACAACUAAAUCAAUCCUACUUGGAGAGAUGCUGUCCCUCCUUGUGUAGAGGACAACUAAAUCAAUCCUAAUUGGAGAGAUGCUGUCCCUCCUGGUGUAGAGGACAACUAAAAUCAAUCCUAAUUGGAGAGAUGCUGUCCCUCCUUGUGUAGAAGACAACUAAAUCAAUCCUAAUUGGAGAGAUGCUGUCCCUCCUGGUGUAGAGGACAACUACAAUCAAUCCUAAUUGGAGAGAUGCUGUCCCUCCUUGUGUAGAGGACAACUAAAUCAAUCCUAAUUGGAGAGAUGCUGUCCCUCCUUGUGUAGAGGACAACUAAAUCAAUCCUAAUUGGAGAGAUGCUGUCCCUCUUUGUGUAGAGGACAACUAAAUCAAUCCUAAUUGGAGAGAUGCUGUCCCUCCUUGUGGAGAGGACAACUAAAUCAAUCCUAAUUGGAGAGAUGCUGUCCCUCUUUGUGUAGAGGACAACUAAAUCAAUCCUAAUUGGAGAGAUGCUGUCCCUCCUUGUGGAGAGGACAACUAAAAUCAAUCCUAAUUGGAGAGAUGCUGUCCCUCCUUGUGGAGAGGACAACUAAAUCAAUCCUAAUUGGAGAGAUGCUGUCCCUCCUGGUGUAGAGGACAACUAAAUCAAUCCUAAUUGGAGAGAUGCUGUCCCUCCUUGUGUAGAGGACAACUAAAUCAAUCAGACUGAGUUCACUGGCGUCACCCACUUUGUAGCUUCACAUGUGAAUGGACUGACUUUACUCAUUUAGAAAACACUGAAUAAAUCUUUUUAUUCCAAAUUUG